Messenger RNA from Microbotryum saponariae, 1103 nucleotides. The record is from the annotation of a GenBank genome assembly. Lineage: Eukaryota; Fungi; Basidiomycota; Microbotryomycetes; Microbotryales; Microbotryaceae.
AUGACGGUCAAACACGGCCACGACUGCCUCGGUGACGCUUUAGAGGUCGUUCCAGACGCCCUUCUCUCUCGGGAGACGAACCUGAGCAGCGCGCUGGUUUCCCUCGUCGGCAAGAUCGAUGGCAAGUCGCUUCCUCAGAGCCCCUUCGCAGCCCAUAACUGCUCGGGGACGAUUUGCCGAGCAAACCCUAGCUGACCCUCUACGCUGUCCAUCAUUGUGCUCCACUCAGUCGCCAUCAUCGACGGCUCUACCGCGUUCACACAUCAGCGCAAAGCCGCGACGGACCGGGCGCAACACAACGAGCCGAAGCGAGGCCGGCUGUUCCUCAAUGCGAUCAUUCGACACCUCGAGGAGAUCAUUGCAGCGACGGCAAGGCGGAUCCAAGUGGUCGUGGUAUUUGAUCAUCCCAUCCUUCGGCCCAAGCUCAAGCAGGACACCGUGCUCGAUCGCCAAGAUCGCCAGCAGCCGCAACAGCCUUCCGAAAAGUCGACCCCUGUCACCCACCCCGUCCCCUUCAUCACGAACGACACCCUCGCCGCAUGUGUUCACGGACAAUCGAGCAAAGAAUGGGAGGUCGCUUUUUGCCACGGUGACGAGCCAACCCGAGUCGCCACCUUUGUUCGCUGGUCCGAGCAAGGCUUGCUCGUCGUCGCGGCCCACGAGGCCGAUCCCCUCGUCUCGGCGUCGACCAAGUUUGGCCAGAUCUGCGACGUUGCGCUCGAACCCAACCGCGUCGUCCUCGUGAGCGCCGACAGCGACUUUUUCAUGCUUCUCGGCGCCGACCAAGCCCGUUAUCGCGCCGUGCUAUCGGGCAAGGACCAAAACAUCAGCUUGGUAGACCUUGCCGUGCUCGACGCUCACCCCGCGGUGUGGAAUUCUUGUCAGGAUUCGUCGCGAGCCUCAUCCUCGGGUGCGACUAUUUCAGGGGCAUCAAAGGGAUCGGGCCUGCAGGACUUGGAAAUUUGCCUGGGCAGUGGUUGGACGCGGCGACGUGGCAGAGUGGCUGGGAGCGCGCCGUAGAUGCGCUGCAGCUGGUCCAGAGGAACGUCGACUCGGAGGCGGCGCCGCCCGAUGGGAAGCGUGGAACGAAGCCGAUAAGCUGA